CAGCCCUGUCAAGGUGGUAUAGUGGUAUAGGAGAGGAUUUACUCUGAGAACUCUUAAUGACACAGAGGAGAGAAGAGAGAGAGAAAGAAAGACAGAGAGUGUGUGUGAGAGAGAGAAGGAGAGAGAGAGGAGCUGCAAAACAUGGUAAUCACCAGCAGCACCAACCUCACCAUCACCAUCACCAUCACCUCCAGCUCCUCUCCUCCUCCUCCUCCUCCUCCUCCUCCUCUGCACCUCCAGGGCUUGCGUUUCAUGCCCAAAGCCCUGCUGCUGCUCUGCGCUCCAGAAAUAACCCUCAGCAGCCAGCCAGCAUGCCGAAGGAAGCAGCAAAACAAGAAGAGCGAAGGUAUUUUUAGUGGUCAUUAAUUUCGAACCACGUGGCCCCGAAAGGUAAACCCGGAUGGCCGUUGCGCAAAGGCUCCUCGUCAGUAUGUCCUGCGAGGCCGGCACGCCGCACUGGACGCUGAGUCAGGCGGUGCUUCUCCUGCUGGGCUUUCUGCUGGGCAUCGUGUCGGCGUACCCGUUACCGAGCUCCGGCAGCAGCAGCAGGACGAACGCAACUUUACUGCUGGAGAAACGAUGGGAGACCCUGUUCUCCCGCUCUGUGCUGGGGAUCUCCGGGGAGAAACCGGAGCUGAACUGGGAGAGUGACUAUCUGCUGGGCAUCAAGAGAGUGCGGAGGCUCUACUGCAACGUGGGCAUCGGGUUUCACCUUCAGGUCCUCCCAGACGGAAGGAUAAACGGUGCACAUAAUGAGAACCAGUACAGUCUAAUAGAGAUCUCCACGGUGGACAGAGGAGUGGUGAGCCUGUAUGGGGUGAGGAGUGAGCUGUUUGUCGCAAUGAACAGCCGUGGGAGGUUAUACGGAACGACAGUCUUCCAUGACGAGUGCAAGUUCAAGGAGAGCUUGCUCGCAAACAACUACAACGCCUACGAGUCUCUGGUUUACAGAGGCUCCUACAUAGCACUCAGCAAGCAUGGCCGCGUGAAGAGGGGCAACAAGGCCACCACUGCCAUGACUGUGACGCACUUCCUACCCCGAAUAUGAUGAGCAAAAACUGGCAAUAACAAACUUAUUUGCACAUGUGGAUUAUUUCCCAGUAACAUAAAUACCGUAUACGUACGUACAAACACAAAAGACAACAUGGACUGUAAAAGAAAGAAAUACCACUAUAUCUGAUAGUAUUUAUUCAAACUUUAUAUGUAUAUUUGGGUAGCUUCCUUUGUAUUAGAAAUUACGGAAAUGCCAUUCUUUGCUGCUUUUAUGAUUUUCAUCAUUUUUGUGAUAUGACGGGGAUGGAGAGGCGUCAUUUAUCCCCUCAGUUUAUAUGGGUGCUUGCCGGAAUUGGUUGAGUCCUCGCCCUGUCAGUGGAUGACAGCUCAUCCUUUUGGAAAUUAAAUGGAUACGUUAUUACCUCAAAGCACCAUAUUCUGAGAAGAAGAGGAAGAAGAAGAAGAAGAAGAAGAAGAGAAAUGUGUGCAUGAAAUUUCUACACAGAAGAAUGCCUGUCUACUGGAAAUGUUUUUCGUUGUCAUCCGUCAAGGACUUGAGCACUUCCCGUCUAUGUUCGAUCGUCUCCGUCACUGUCAGGGCAACUAGGGCACUUGCAAAUAUGGCGGUGGUGGUUUUUUCUCGCUUCGUCAUGAGGUGGCGGUGCCUUGAAUUCCUACGUGCGGCCCCCUUAACUCUUGCAUGCAAGAAACAUGGUGCUCAAGUCAGAAAUAGGA
Messenger RNA from Sebastes umbrosus (honeycomb rockfish), 1728 nucleotides. It is a transcript of the gene fgf6a, whose product is annotated as fibroblast growth factor 6a. Gene Ontology annotation, biological process: regulation of cell migration; positive regulation of protein phosphorylation; positive regulation of cell population proliferation. The transcript has 3 exons. Gene Ontology annotation, molecular function: fibroblast growth factor receptor binding; growth factor activity. The record is from RefSeq and is a predicted model, not a curated record. The coding region runs from base 401 to 1048 and encodes 215 amino acids. Gene Ontology annotation, cellular component: cytoplasm. NCBI's taxonomy places the organism in Eukaryota, Metazoa, Chordata, Actinopteri, Perciformes, Sebastidae.